AUGCUGCCAGCCCCCUCCCCCGCACCACCAUCCCCAUCUCCCCCGCCCACCGCAGUUGGGCCGUCGGCCCGGGUCUGGCAACGAGCAGGUAGCUCCACAGCUCACGGAGCGUUGCGAAGCGCCGGAAACCAGCGGUCAGGCGGUGUAACGGAGUGGCGAAAGAGGCGAGAUGAGGUUUCGUCCGCACUGACUGCCGACAGAUAUUUGUGUCGUUUCCCGGAUGUGAUCGCCGAACUCAUCAGGACACGUGCUGCGGCUACAGGAGCGAGGACGCGACAGCUGCCCGCCACAGGCAGUUAUCGGCUGCUCUUGAGCAAGUCACGCGCCACUUGCGCCGGGGGGAGCCCUCGUCACGGCGCACAGCGGGCACAGUCUGUCAGUGGCGCCACUACCUCAAAGCCGCUCAGCGCGUCUGACGUCACGGCCCCGCGGCCACCUGCUGCAGCCGUCAGCGAGGCGACUCGAGAAUCUGUUAAGGGUUGGAACGACGUGAGCUUCCACGGCUCUGACCAGAUACCUACCCCGAACAUCGACGCAUUGGCAUACCAUGGGGUCAUCCUCAACCAGCACUACGUGCAGGCCGUCUGCACGCCUUCCAGGGCAGCACUCAUGACGUCCAGGUACCCAGUCCGCAUAGGUAUGCAGGGUGUCCCAAUAUACGCAGCCGAACCACGCGGCCUUCCCGAAGGCAAGAUCCUUCCGCAGUACCUGAAGGAGCUGGGCUACGUCACGAGGGCCGUGGGCAAGUGGCACCUGGGCUACCACAGGGCCGACCUGACGCCCACCUAUCGCGGCUUCGACUCCCACCUGGGCUACUGGAACGGCUUCGUCGGUUACUACGAUUACAUCCUGCAGGCUGGGAACCUCAACGGGUACGACCUACGGCGCAACAUGAGCACCGCGUGGGACCUCUCUGGGCGCUACGCCACCGACGUCUUCACAGAGGAGGCGGAACGGCUGAUCGGGGACCACGACACCAGGAAGCCGCUCUUCCUCUACCUGGCGCACCUCGCAAUGCACGCCGGGAAUCCAGCGAGGCUGCUGGAAGCGCCGCAGGAGUACAUCAGACGCUUCGGCUACAUCUCAGACCCGAACCGCCGGGUGUACGCAGGGGCGAUGGCCAAGCUGGACGAGUCCGUGGGGCGAGUGGUGACCGCGCUGGAGCGGCGUGGCAUGCUGGAGAACUCCGUCAUCGUCUUCUCCUCAGACAACGGAGCGCCCACUAUUGGCGACUACCCCAACUGGGGCUCCAAUUACCCAUUCAGAGGACUAAAGGAGACGCUGUGGGAGGGCGGGGUUCGUGUCGCCUCGCUGGUGUGGAGUCCGCUGCUGCAGAACACGCCCAGGGUGUCCCACCAGCUGAUGCACGUCACCGACUGGCUGCCCACGCUCUACUCUGCUGCCUGCGGUGACGUAUCCUCGCUGCCCCGUGACCUUGACGGCGUGGACCAAUGGGAGGCGCUGGUCAGCGGCUCGCUGUCUCGCCGCUCGGAGCUGCUGCUCAACGCAGACGAGGCGAGUGAGACGGCCGCCGUCCGAGUCGGAGACUGGAAGCUCGUCAUAGGAACGCUGCAGAACGGCUCACUGGACGGCUUCUUCGGCGCCUCUGGGAGGGAGGACGCAGCCCGCACGCCGCCUUACGACCCGGAGGCCGUAGCCUCGAGCCCCUGCGGGCGCGCAGUGUCGCUAGCCGUGGGCACCGCGACGCCUGUAGACGCCAUGCUGCGGCUGCGCCGCGACGCCACGGUCAGUUGCGCCUCCAACUCGUCGACGCCGCGGUGCGUGCCCAGGUCCAGCUACGACGCGUGUCUCUUCAAUCUGAGGGAGGACCCCUGCGAGCAGGAGGGCGUGGUGGCUGGUAGCCAGCCGCUCCUGAAAGACUUCCUGCUGGAGCGCCUCGUCGCCCUGCGGACGCCCUGGGUGCGGCAGGCAGACCUGUUGCUACAGAACUCACUUGCCGAUCCUGCCCACUUCAACAACACCUGGUCGCCCUGGACAGACUGCCUAUGGGACUACACCGAUUCUUUCUGCAACCACGUCUGAGCGUCCCCAACAAUGCGCCUUCUGUGACACUGCUUCUGUUACUGAACAAGCUCGUUCUGCAACCAUGUCUGAACGUCUUCCAUUUGAUCUGUACCGGGCUCUCUUUGGCGGACUACUGGAGGGGUACCUGGACUACCUGAGCGUCUACGAUUUCAACAGUAACUCGCCAACCCUCGGCGGACUUCUUUUGAAGGACUAGCUAGAUUCCUCUUGGAAUCAUAUCUGAGUGUUUCCAGUUUCAGUCAUACAUACCUCCUUUGGUGAACUGUUAGAGGGACUACAUGCACUCCUUCUGGAUGCACUUCUACACCUUCAGCAGCUCGUAAUCCACCUUGAGCGACUGCUUGAGAUAUUACCUCUACUCUUUCAAUUACAUCUUAAUCCCUUCACCUUCAACACCAACCGGCCCUAUUUAUUGGCUGCUUGAGGAAUUACCUGAACACCUUAUGCAAUCACGUCUGAAUGUCUUAAGCUUCAAUAAAUGCUGCCCCAUCCAUCGCCUCCUUUUAGUGGACUAUUUGGGGGACUACCUGGAGUUCUUCUACAACACUAUCUGAACUUAUCGAUUUUCAACGAAAUCUACCCAUCACCUCCCAUUGACAAGCUACUUGAAGGAUAACAUGACACCUUCCACAACCAUGCUUUAGCGCCUCCAGCUUAAUACCUGCACUCUUUCAUGAAAUGAUUGAUGGACUACUUGAGCUCCUUCUGCAGUCACAUUUGCGUGCCUAUAAUAUCACCAUCUCAACUCCUUCUGCAAUCAUGUCUCCAGCAUACAGCGCUCCAGAUUUUUUGGCUAUGCAUACGUGGUACCCAAUCAGACAGAGGAUAACCUUAGUCCUUCAUGUUCUCAGUUUAUAAAUAUAUCUCCAUAAUAUCUUAUCAAUUUCCCUCCAUUUUUCCAUGCAUCAGUAGUUAAUUUUUAGGCUCAUUCUCAUGAAAAAUCAGGGUACUUUGUACUUAAACUAUUUGAAUAUCAUUUAUUGUGGGACUAAAUCCUCUGUACUCUUCUUCAUUUGAAACUGAUUUUAUGCAAUGAAAUGAAAUAAAUGAAUUGAUCUGGAUGAAGGAAGUGAAGAAACAACGACGUGAAAUGAUAUCAGUGCAGAUCGUUCACAUAAGUUGAACUUAUGUUUAAUGAGUAUGUAUUUACAAGUAAAAAUUGUUACCACACUGGGAUUCGAAACCUGGAUUGAAAAGUAACGUAGGACCAUGACUCGAUUCAUAUCCUAAUCUUCGUAAGCGUUCAUUUUAAAAAAGUAAGCUGCCUGAGCAGGCUUCACGUUCGAGGCCAACUUUCAUUGGCACUGAUUUUCCCAUCCGCGAUUUUCCAACUCUGAUACUAUAGAUUCUCCUAUGGAGCUCUCUUCCUUCUCCAUUCCCAAAAUAUUGCAAUUUCCAUGAACCCAGUGACGGAAUCUUUAGUACUAGUAUUCUGAAAUUAAACACAGAAUCGUUACUGAUCCUGGAAGUUUGGUUGAGCCCUUGGGGCGGACUCAGUGUGGUACAUUCUUUUAUGUGUUUAUCUAUUUCUUGUUUGUCUGUUGUCGAUGUGUUAUGCUCGCGGUAAAAGGUCGUAACAACGUGAUAAAAUUGUCUCUGAUAGUGUUGUUAGAAGAAUUACUGUUUGUUGCGCGUAUGAAGAGUCUUGG
Molecule: messenger RNA, 3695 nt
Organism: Schistocerca piceifrons (Central American locust)
Lineage: Eukaryota; Metazoa; Arthropoda; Insecta; Orthoptera; Acrididae
Product: arylsulfatase B-like
Exons: 9
Coding region: 1-2043 (680 amino acids)
Source: RefSeq, a predicted model, not a curated record